Cylindrotheca closterium is the source of this 738-nucleotide messenger RNA. The record is from the annotation of a GenBank genome assembly. Lineage: Eukaryota; Bacillariophyta; Bacillariophyceae; Bacillariales; Bacillariaceae.
AUGUUCGAUAGGACCAGAAAUUCACUGCUCACAUUGUGUCUACUAUUAAUCCUCCGAAAUGCUUCCGCCCAACGUUUUCUCCGAGAGGGCUUCAGCAGCAAGAUGGAGUCUGAUUUCAAGGCCGAAACGAAAUUGGAGGGAGCCUCUGGUUUGACAAGGGAAAUGACCCUCAUGAAAGAUACAGACUGGGAGUUGCAGCCGGCUACCUUUGAGAAUAUCCGUGAUGCGCGAUUUCGGCGACAUUUGGAAUCAUUCCUUCAGACACCUGUGACGUUAAAGCUGUCAACUCGCAAAGGAAAAUACGGAUUGCGAGCGGUUGGACACUUGGCAUCUGGGAAGCGGCUUCGAGCUUUCUGGAGACAAUCGACGAAUUCUAAGAAGCUAACCCCCGACGGCUUCCUUUCAGCGACUUAUGAUGAUGCAAUCAGAUGCCGGCUAUCUGUCAUGGAAUUCGAAAUCCAGCUCCCCCCUCAUGACAAGAAAUCGAAAGCAUUGCCUUCCGUGAUUUUCAGUGUCCCUGUGGAACCUGGAAGCAUGAAUUCCAAAGCAAUCAUUCCUCGUGGGGCGGUGAAUGUACGGGUUCUUCCAAAAGGACGCAUAAGCGAUGAUUUAGGCCCACAAGACGUGGAGCUCGGAAAAGGGCACGUUCACCUUCCAAUGCGAGCUGGGCUAGUAGAUGCUGCCUGGGCUAAAGGGAGAUCAGUUUUCCGAAAAGGACGCAUCAAUGGAGUAAUCUAG